Messenger RNA from Gekko japonicus, 2161 nucleotides. It is a transcript of the gene LMNA, whose product is annotated as lamin A/C. Lineage: Eukaryota; Metazoa; Chordata; Lepidosauria; Squamata; Gekkonidae. The record is from RefSeq and is a predicted model, not a curated record. The coding region runs from base 144 to 1973 and encodes 609 amino acids. The transcript has 12 exons.
UUUCCAAGGCGGUGACUCAGGCAGACUGUCAGUCGGGGAGCUGCGUAGAGGAAGGCGACGAGGCACCCGGAGCGAGAGCGAGAGAGAGCCCAGCCGUCACUCUGCCCUCGCCCCUCGCCGUUGCCAGGCCCUGAACCGCCGCCAUGGAGACCCCCGGGCAGAAGAGGACCACCCGGAGCGGGGUCGGCUCGACCCCCCUCUCCCCGGCCCGCAUCACCCGCUUGCAGGAGAAGGAAGAUUUGCAGGAGCUGAACGACCGCCUGGCCGUCUACAUCGACAAGGUGCGCUCGCUGGAGUCGGAGAACGCCGGCCUCCGCCUGCGCAUUUCCGAGUCGGAGGAGGAGGUGAGCCGCGAAGUCACCGGCAUCAAGUCGGCCUACGAGACCGAGCUGGCGGACGCCCGCAAGACGCUGGACUCGGUGGCCAAGGAGAGGGCGCGCCUCCAGCUGGAGCUGAGCAAAGUCAGGGAGGAGUUUAAGGAGCUCAAGGCCAGGAACACCAAGAAGGAAGGGGACCUGCUGGCCGCCCAGGCCCGCCUGAAGGAUUUUUUGCUGAACUCCAAGGAGGCCGCCCUCACCACCGCACUGGGGGAGAAGCGGAACCUGGAAAACGAAGUCCGCGAUCUGAGGGCCCAGGUGGCCAAGCUGGAAGCGGCUUUGGCCGAGGCCAAGAAGCAGCUGCAGGAUGAGAUGCUGCGGCGGGUCGAUGCCGAGAACAGGCUGCAGACCCUGAAGGAGGAGCUGGAAUUCCAGAAGAACAUCUACAGCGAGGAGCUCCGUGAGACCAAACGCCGCCACGAGACCCGCCUGGUGGAGAUUGACAGCGGUCGCCAGCAGGAGUUUGAGAACAAGCUGGCCGACGCCUUGCAGGAUAUGAGGGGCCAGCAAGAAGCCCAGGUCCGACUCUACAAGGAAGAGCUGGAGAAGACUUACAGUGCCAAGCUGGAGAAUGCCAAGCAGUCUGCCGAGAGGAACAGCAACAUGGCGGGGGCGGCCCACGAAGAGCUGCAGCAGACCCGCAUCCGCAUCGACAGUCUGUCCGCCCAGCUCAGCCAGAUGCAGAAGCAGCUCUCUGCCAAGGAGGCGAAACUGCGGGACCUGGAGGAUGCUCUCGCCAGAGAAAGGGAAACCAGCCGCCGCAUCCUGUCCGAAAAGGAGCGGGAGAUGGCCGAGAUGCGGGCCCGCAUGCAGCAGCAGCUGGACGAGUACCAGGAGCUGCUGGACAUCAAGCUGGCCCUGGACAUGGAGAUCAACGCCUACCGCAAGCUCCUCGAGGGGGAGGAGGAGAGAUGGGCCUACAUUCUGCACUGGCGGGGGAAGGGCUUGCUGGUUUUUAGUGUGCGGGCUCGGGAUGUGAAGAAUGUACUGAAGGACCAGUCUUUGGGGAACUGGCAAAUCAAGCGCCAGAACGGAGAGGAAGCCCCCAUCUGCUACCGGUUCCCUCCUAAGUUCACCUUGAAGGCUGGGCAAUUAGUUACAAUCUGGGCUGCUGGCGCUGGGGUGACCCACAACCCUCCCACGGAUAUGGUGUGGAAGAACCAAAGCUCCUGGGGAUCCGGAGACAGCCUGCGCACUGCUCUCCUCACUUCCACUGGAGAGGAAGUGGCCAUGAGGAAGCUGGUGCGCACUGUAGUUGUUGAGGAUGACGAUGAAGAGGAUGAAGACGAAGUUGGCAUCCACCACCGCCAUCACCAUAGCCACUGCAGCGGCUCCGGAGACCCUGGCGAGUACAACCUGCGCUCCCGCACGGUGCUGUGCGGAACCUGCGGGCAGCCAGCGGAGAAGGCCGGCGGCACCACCAACGCUGCCACCAGCACCAUGUCCUCUGGAUCUUCCACUUCCAGUGUCACCAUCACCCGUGCUUACCGCAGCACCGGAGGGACUGGCAUUGGGGAGAGCCUGCUGCCCAGGUCCUACAUUCUGGGCAAUUCCAGCCCACGCCAGCAGGGUCCUCAAAACUGCAGCAUCAUGUAAAUCCUUCGAUUUCUCCCCCUACACACACACAUCCCCCCGACCGUUCACUGCCCGAUUAUACAAAGCUAUUCGGUCCUUAUGAUGUACACAGGAGGAAGAAAAAAGAGAAAGAGCAGAAAACGUUUUUAAAGAAGUUAUUUUCUACGGCAAGAAUUUAUACAUAUUAUAUAUAUAUAUAAAACGCUAAA